AUGCAUGUGUUAAUUUGUCUUUGUUUCCCCACAGCGGACGAGGACGAGGACAAGGACGAUGAUUUCCGAGCGCCGCUCUACAAAAACGUGGAGAUCAAGGGCAUCCAGGUCCGCAUGAAGUGGUGCGCCACCUGUCACUUCUACAGGCCGCCGCGCUGCUCUCACUGCAGCGUCUGUGACAACUGCGUGGAGGACUUCGACCACCACUGCCCCUGGGUGAAUAACUGCAUCGGGCGGAGGAACUACCGUUACUUCUUCCUCUUCCUGCUGUCGCUGAGCAUCCACAUGCUGGGCGUCUUCUCCUCCGGCCUUAUCUUCGUCCUCCACCACCGAGAGUCUCUGGCAGCGCUGCACACCACCGUCACACUGGUGGUGAUGUGCAUCGCGGGGCUCUUCUUUAUUCCAGUCCUGGGGCUCACUGGCUUCCACAUGGUGCUCGUAGCCCGAGGUCGAACCACCAACGAGCAGGUGACGGGGAAGUUUCGUGGAGGAGUAAAUCCCUUCACCAGAGGUUGCUGUGGCAACGUGGAUUAUGUCUUAUGCAGUCCCCUGGCACCGAGGUACAUGUUGGACCCCAAGAAAAAGCCCCAUGUCAAAAUUCAGCCCCCGUUCAUCAGACCUGACUUUUCAGAGAGGCAGAUCACCAUCAAGAUCAGCGACAACGGCAUCCACAGCACCAUCAUCAGCUCCAAGAGUUACAAGCAGCCGUCUGCAUUCAUCGUGACCCAGCACCCUUUACCGAACACAGUGAAGGACUUCUGGAGACUGGUGCUGGAUUACCACUGCACGUCCAUAGUGAUGCUCAACGACGUGGACCCAGCGCAGGUAAACCCGACCUGA
This is a messenger RNA of Notothenia coriiceps (black rockcod), 840 nucleotides long. RefSeq names its product probable palmitoyltransferase ZDHHC8. The record is from RefSeq and is a predicted model, not a curated record. Lineage: Eukaryota; Metazoa; Chordata; Actinopteri; Perciformes; Nototheniidae. Bases 1 to 840 code for a protein of 279 amino acids. Gene Ontology annotation, biological process: protein dephosphorylation; protein palmitoylation. Gene Ontology annotation, molecular function: protein tyrosine phosphatase activity; palmitoyltransferase activity. The transcript is spliced from 6 exons.